Striga hermonthica is the source of this 1256-nucleotide messenger RNA. Lineage: Eukaryota; Viridiplantae; Streptophyta; Magnoliopsida; Lamiales; Orobanchaceae. The record is from the annotation of a GenBank genome assembly.
AUGGAGAGGAUGGCAGAACAGCUGCGCCAAUUGCAGGCUAAUGUCGAUGGUCGAGCGGAGAGGCGCGCUCGAGGACACCCGUUUUCGGCGGACAUACUGGCAGCACCCUUGCCAAGUAAUUACAAGGAUACCAACUUGGUGUUCGAUGGGAAUUCCGACCCGUCAAGACACGUGAGGACAUUUGAAAAUAUGGCGGUGUUGCAUGGAUAUACUGAUCCUGUUAGCUGCAGGGCCUUUUUAUCGACCCUUAGGGGAGGGGCGCUCGACUGGUUCCAACAGCUCCCCCUAGGCUCGAUUGUGGACUUCGGGGAUUUUGCGGAGAAGUUGACAAAUCAAUAUUCAAGGGUAGUGGCUCAGGAGAAGACGUAUUUGACACUGAUGGCGAUGAAACAAGGCGAGAAAGAAUCACUGCGUAAAUAUGUCGCUCGAUACAACCAGGCUUGCUUGGAAAUUUCGUCGGCUGUCGAUGAGGUCAAGGCGGGAGGAUUAAUUAGGAGUUUGUGGGCAGGACCAAGGUGUCGGGAGGACUCCUUGGGGAGGAGCGAGGAGGAUGAUGAUGAGGAUGCACGAGGUGGUCAAGAUGGUCGGAAAAGAGAUGAGGGGAAAAGGAGGCGAGGAAGUAGGGAGCGAGAAAGAGAAGGAGAUGGAGGUCAAGUGAAGAGAGGCACGAUAUAUAUGAUUUCAGGAGGACCGACGGAUGGCGACUCGAAUAACGCAAGGAGAGGCCAUGUUCGAGCAAUGAAAAGGAAGAGAGAGGAGGUGGGUAUCACGGCCCGGGUACCAGAAAUCAGUUUUCGAGCAGAAGAUGCAGCAGGGGUGGUAGUAUCUCACAAUGAUGCCCUGGUAAUUACGGCUGAAGUCGCAGGUUUUGAUGUGAAGAGGGUGUUUAUAGACACAGGGAGUUCGGUUGAUGUCAUGUUUUAUGAUUGCUUUGUGCAAAUCAAUCGGGAGUUGAAUGUGGAGCUGAAGCCGGUGGCCACGGCCUUGUAUGGUUUUAAUGGCGGGGAGGUUAUGCCGAUGGGGGAAGUGAGUCUAUCUGUAGCACUGGGAAAAGGAGCAACCCGGAAGGUUCAAAUGGUGAGAUUUCUGGUCGUAGGAGCUGAAUCAUCCUACAACAUCAUAAUGGGGAGAACGAGCCUAAACGCUUUCCAGGCGGUCGUGUCCACGUACCACAUGACGAUCAAAUAUCCGGUGGGCAAAAACGUUGCGAGAUCGCUGGGGAUCAACUUACCUCGAGAAGCUGCUACCAGACCACU